Plasmodium cynomolgi strain B is the source of this 420-nucleotide messenger RNA. RefSeq lists its product as hypothetical. Lineage: Eukaryota; Apicomplexa; Aconoidasida; Haemosporida; Plasmodiidae. The record is from RefSeq and is a predicted model, not a curated record. The coding region runs from base 43 to 420 and encodes 125 amino acids. The transcript has a single exon.
GACGAGGAGGUAAAAAAACUACCCUCUAGCGAGAUCUACAGAAUGUUCGAAGAUAAUGUGCAGAAUGCUGAUUGUACACUUAAACGAAGUAUAGAAAGUGAACUACAGAACCAUAUUUAUUUUGGAAAACAUAAGAAAGGAAUUGAAAAAGCUUGGUGUCGCGCAUUAACAAUGAGGAAGGAUGACAGUGCAUUAUACAGUGAACGUUGUACUUUUCUAUACUAUUGGAUAGGUAGUAAAGUAAAGGGAGCAUUCAAUAGUUCCAUGUUCCCAACUAUGACCAACGUACUUUAUAAAUAUUUGCAGACAUACGGGUUUAGCGGUGAGUGCACCAAUAUAUGCACUAAUAUUAGUGAAGACCUUUUCACAUGGGGGAAAAAAAUAUUUGAUUACUCCCAUAACCAUAAUACUAUAGAAUAA